Ceratina calcarata is the source of this 2517-nucleotide messenger RNA. Its product is annotated as ADP-ribosylation factor-like protein 2. Gene Ontology annotation, cellular component: non-motile cilium; ciliary membrane. The transcript has 10 exons. The record is from RefSeq and is a predicted model, not a curated record. Gene Ontology annotation, molecular function: GTPase activity; GTP binding. Gene Ontology annotation, biological process: receptor localization to non-motile cilium; non-motile cilium assembly. NCBI's taxonomy places the organism in Eukaryota, Metazoa, Arthropoda, Insecta, Hymenoptera, Apidae. The coding region runs from base 1345 to 2406 and encodes 353 amino acids.
UGAACAAAUUGUGAACGAAACUUCUUUGCACGUGCAUCAAAAUAUUCGAACAUUAGUCAAAAGUUAUAAAUCAUAAAAAAUGUCGCAACUGAUAGUAAAAAAUUUACCUAAGAGCAUACGAAGUUGAGAGAACUCUUCAGUCAAAAAGGUUUAGUGACCGACGUACAAGUAAAAUAUACGAAAGAUGGCAAAUUUAGAAGAUUUGCCUUCAUCGGGUUUAAAACAGAAGAACAACCUGCGGCGGCUAAAGAAUAUUAUGGUCUUGGAAUGGGCUCAAGCCUGCUCAAGCCGAAGACGGCGUGGAACCAGGGGUCUCGGAAUUUAUCCCUCGGCCGGAAAGUGGGGACGACGCGACCAUCGUGGGGACCAAUAGUUGGUGGGGGUAUGCAGUGACUUUCACGGUAGCGAACGCGCUUGAGCACGCAUGAGGGGAAUAGUAGUAGGGAUCGAAAUACGGGCGAAAAACAGGGGAAGCGAGCCGUGCGGGAUAAAUUCCGAGACCCCUGCGUGGAACAUAUCAGAAAGCGAACCGCGAAACACUUUUACUAAGAUGAAUCAGCCAAGAAGAGCAAGAAGGCUACAUUGAACCCUGAAGACGUUGGCUUGAAGGAAGUAUUAUAAGAUUUUGAAGAUCCAGUGCCGGGAUGCAGGGGUCUCAGAAUUUAUUCCGCACGGCUCGCUUCCCCUCUUUUUCGCCCGUAUUUCGAUUCCCACUACUAUUCUCCUCAUGCGCCUUCACGAAGUGAACCUAUCAAGUACCCAUCCCCACCAUGGUCGCGUUGUCCCCACUUUCCGGCCGAGGGAUAAAUUCUGAGACCCCUGCCGGGAUGGUGGAAUAAUGAAUCACUAGAACUAGGGACCUGUGGUGAAAGAGUCCACAAAAUUUUGGAGCUGGCGCCAUCUAGCGUCCGCGGCCGCGAACCCGCUUGACUGCAAUAUUGCCGUAGAAAUAAUAUGAAUAUCGAUUAUGAAGAGGCUAUUUAUUAUUUAUUAUAGAAAAUCGCAAUCACGGUCGUGAUUGAGUAUAAUCACGACUCGUGAUCGUGAUUUUGUGAUCACCGUGAAAAAUCAUGGUUAGUGCCAUUUUGAACGCGAUCUCUAAAUAUACAGAUUUUUAUCAGGGGCAGGCUUACCCCGGGCUUCGCUAUCUCUGGGAACGGCUUCGCGUGACACACUGUACACAAUUUGAUGUAUUUGAUGUGUCAGAUGCAUAAUAAUAGGUUUUUCUUAUUAUAUUUAAGUGCGUUUAUUAAAUACAAAGAUGUAUCGUACAACAUGACUUGAAAAACAACAGUUUUGUACGAAUUUUGGAAAGAGCGUGACGUAUAAAACGCGUUUAUUACAAUGGGUAAUUGUAUACGAAGCGUACUCAGGAGGUUACAAAGGAAAAGAUGUUCCGAAAAGACUAUCAUUUUGCUCAUCGUCGGUCUUGACAAUGCGGGAAAGACCACGAUCCUGAAUCAAAUAAACGGCGAUUCAGACGAGACCGUGUUGCCUACAAUGGGUUUCCACACGGUGUCUAUGAAAUAUAAAUCAUAUACCGUAAAGAUUUACGAUAUCGGCGGCAGUUCUCAGAUCAGAUCGUUGUGGCCAAAAUAUUAUAACGGUAUACAUGGUCUUAUAUAUGUGGUGGAUGCUAGUGAUAUUUCCCGUCUUACAGAAAAUAAAGUUGUAUUUGGUGAACUAAUUUCACAUGAAUAUAUUUCAGGAAAGCCAUUGUUGUUGCUGGCGAACAAACAAGAUGUAAACGGAGCGAUUGAUGAAUUAGAUGUUGUCGAGAACUUGGAUGUAGAACGCGCGGCUAAUACUAUGAAAUGCCCUACGAGAGUGGAAAUAUGUUCUUGCCUGUGGAAAGGAGACGAAUCGAAAGAUAAUACGAUAGGCAUUAAAAAUGGAUAUAAAUGGUUGCUAGAUACGAUAGUAAAGAACUACGCAAUUUUAAACAGUAAAAUAAAGAGCCACGCCAUACACGAUACUCGGAGCGAGAGAAAUACCAAAGUACGAAGUAUAGCGGUAGAUUCACCGUCGAGGCUGUCGAUUCAUUCGAAUCCUUUUAAGCCGAUCAAAGAAUUAAUUUCGCAAAAGGAAAAUACUCAAGAAGCCAGCGUUUCACAAAAUGGCAUAGUGACGAACGGUAAGAAGUUGAAAAAGAUUUUCGUACAUACGAAUAAAACUGGCCCACUUCCUACCGAAGAUUCGAUCAUUGAAAUUAUGCCGGAGAACGUUAAAUUCACUAAGAAAAAUAGUCUUCAAACUCUUCCAUCGAUACUAAACCCAGCGACGCUGGAUACAUCUUCGGAGCCGAUUAGAUUAAAAACGAACCGUCCAUGCACAGCUCCGGGACGUACGCAUUGUAUAAAUAAGAUAGCAGUAACGAGCAUUCCAGGACAAGUGAACCAGAAAUGAUUUUAAUUAUAUUAAGAUAACGAUAAGGGACCAUUAUACAUGUAAACAAACAUGAACGUGCAAUGUAUUUAAUUGUAUCGAGAUAUUUUAACAACGAACGUUUUCAUUUUA